Molecule: messenger RNA, 2998 nt
Organism: Hemicordylus capensis (graceful crag lizard)
Lineage: Eukaryota; Metazoa; Chordata; Lepidosauria; Squamata; Cordylidae
Product: ceramide synthase 4-like
Exons: 10
Coding region: 32-1231 (399 amino acids)
Biological process (GO): ceramide biosynthetic process
Cellular component (GO): membrane
Molecular function (GO): DNA binding; sphingosine N-acyltransferase activity
Source: RefSeq, a predicted model, not a curated record
UUAUCUCACCGCCUUCUCUUUUCUCCCUAGGAUGACACUGCCGUUGACUGCUUGGCUUUGGCAGCAUGAAUACUGGCUGCCUCCAGGGAUCACCUGGGAGGACAUGAAAGAGACGGAGGAGACCCGCUACCCUCAGCCCCAGCACCUCCUGGUCAGCCUCCCCGGUGCCCUUCUCCUCAUCGGCCUGCGGUUCAUCUUUGAAAGGUUCGUAGCUGUGCCCCUGAGCCAAAAGAUGGGGCUGAAGGAGAAGCUGCUAAGGAAAGCUUCUCCCAACCCUGUGCUGGAGGCUUUCUACGCUGCACACCACAGGAGCCCCAAAGAGGGCGAGCUCAGUGGUCUGGCCAAGCAGUGUGACCUGCAGCCCAGGCAAGUGGAGAGGUGGUUUCGGUGCCGUCGGAAUCAGGACCAGCCGAGCUUGACGAAAAAGUUCUGUGUAGCCAGCUGGAGAGCCACCUUUUAUUUAACGGCUUUCUGCAUAGGCAUGGCCACCUUAUAUGAUAAACCCUGGUUCUGGGAUCAUCGUGAGUGCUGGACCGGGUACCCGCAGCAGCGGCUCCUCUACUCCACCUUUGGCUUCUACAUGCUGGAGCUCUCCUAUUUCUGCUCCUUGGUCAUCACAUUGCCUUUUGAUGUCAAAAAGAAGGACUUUUACCAGCAAAUUGUCCACCACGCUGCCACCAUUCCGCUCAUCAUCUUCUCGUAUUGCGCCAACUAUAUCCGCAUCGGCACACUUGUCAUAAUCAUACAUUUAUCAUCUGAAUGUUUGCUGGAGCCCACCAAGAUAUUCUACUACCUGAAAUGGCGCCGAAUCUCUGAUGGUCUGUUUAUCAUUUUCUCCGCCGUUUUCCUGCUUACCUGGCUGGUUAUUUUUCCUUGCAUGGUAAUCUACAGCACAUAUUACUACUUCAUUGAAAUCUACCAGCCCUUCUUUGGCUACUACCUCCUGAAUGGCCUCCUGAUGGUCAUCCAAUUACUGAAUAUCUUCUGGUCCUGCAUGAUCAUCCUCAUGGUCUACAGGUUCAUCCUCCAUGGCACAGUGGAAGGGGACGUGAGGAGUGAUACAGAAGACAGUGAGAAUAAUGAGGAAGAGAUGGAGCAGGAGAAGGAAGCCAAGAGGAACAGGGUCCCCCCUCACAGCCCAAACAGUACAGCUGCUGCCUUGGCAUUGGCAAGAAGAACCCCCUGCAGCGGAAUUGGCAGGAGCCAAUGGCCCACCGGCGGCCAUGCCUAAAUGAGAUAACUGGAGCCUGCAUGUUAUGAUAACUGGAGCCGGCCCCUGCCAGGUUGCUCCUGCUUCUCGUAGGCCUGGACGGGCACCCCUCUAGCUUCCUAGCCAACUCUCUGCCCUCUGCAGAAUACACACUCUCUGCUGCUUCUCUUGAUCUCUUCAGUUCUUUACAUUGUUUUUGGAGUAGCCAGAAGUAACACAAGGGAUGGCGUCGCUUCAAGCUGGCCUUGCCUUCUCUCUUCAGCCGGCUCUGAUUGCAGCUUGGCGAGGUCGUUGCAGCCGCCCACUUGCGCAUCUCCACCAAAUAGCCCCCAGCAUGUUCCCCCAACGAACUCUGAGAGGUUAGGGCGCUAUGAGGCCAGAUUCAGGAGGCAGUGACAGCCUGGGACGUGGCUGAGGCCCCGCGUGGUGGUUCAUCAAGAGGCAUCUCGAUGUGACACAGAAGCUGGAGAGCCCGGAGCCCAGCGGAGUGCUUGGGACGGGGUGCAGGAGCAGCCGAUCCGGCCAUCGCAAGACGGGAAAUGCCGUCAAGAGGUCUCUGUAGCUGGGAUCCGGGUAGAAGUGCAAGGAGGACAUUUGAAGUGGCAGGAACUGCAGGAGAAAGGCGAUGGGAGAACUGGCGAUAUUGGGUGGCCCGUCCACAGGGCACCACAAGGAAGCGUUGAGCUAGAAGGAAGACUGCCACGCUGCCCCCAGCGGGAGGGGUCUGGCUAUGAUCCUGCAACAGGAGGGCCUCUUCCUCCUCCUCCUGAGUCGGGCUGGGUGGCAGGUGGGAAGCUAUGCUAGUGCUACCAUUUGGGCUGUAUUUUCCCAGUUCUCUUCCUGAGUCGCGUGACUCCGCCUUCCGGUGCCAUAUUGAGCACACCCGACUGCUGGAACCAAUAAGGUCAUUGAGGAAAGCAAAAUCCAGGGCGUGUCUCUGUUUUUAUCAGAAUGGUGCAUGCUAAAAAUGAGGCACGCUGGGGCCCGCCAUACGGAGGAUCAGUUCAGCUGUAGAACAGCAGAAGAACAAAAAAGAGGAACCACUGGGUGAAAAGGAUGAUGGUUUAUUCCCAGUGCAUUUUGAAAAUAAUCUUUUUCAAGGGAGCCUGGUGAACAAUGCAAGCCAGAAAAACAUACAUUAGGAAUGAAUGAUCUGACAUAAUCCUACUAAAUUGUUUAACAUAAUCCACAAACACUCAGUUCUACAAAAACUUAAGAUAUACCCCAAAGUUACUGUUACUGAACUGCCUGUCUCCCAUAUUUCUAAGCAGACUGAUCAAUGUACCCAACCCCAAAAGGGGUUCUUGAGUUCUCCACUAACUUAGUUUUAUCUUAAGAUAAAAUAACUUCUUACGGUGUUGUCCCUUAGAUUUUUCAUUCAAAACGUAUGUGUUUUUCUAAUAAUAAUAAUAACCAUUUGCUGACAGCUCCAUAACAACUUGUUCUCUGGGUGGCUCAGAAAGUACAACAAUAAAACAACUAUUGAGUAAAAUGUACUGUUAAAACACAUAAAACUACCCAAAAAAGCACAAUAGAAUACAAAAAGGUUUUUUAAAAGCUGUUUUAUAUGGCCUGAUUUUUAGUCUACAUUCCCUAAGAAAAGUAAGCUUAUGAGAUCACCUGGCAUUGUGUCUGUCUGUGUGACCCUCGCUAUCAACUUUGCAAUGCUUGGACCAAUAUGAACCAAAUUGGGUACAGUUGUAAGGACACAUAGAAACAUUUCUUAGUUUGUGAUGAUGUCAUCCACCCCGAAUCAAGAUGGCAGAUGCGUGAACAUUUGAGGCACAG